Messenger RNA from Microcebus murinus (gray mouse lemur), 3047 nucleotides. RefSeq names its product leucine rich repeat containing 56 (gene LRRC56). Gene Ontology annotation, molecular function: protein binding. Lineage: Eukaryota; Metazoa; Chordata; Mammalia; Primates; Cheirogaleidae. The record is from RefSeq and is a predicted model, not a curated record.
GUUCCCGGGCAGGCGCUGCGGCCCGCCUGGCGUCGGGCUGCACUUCCCGGCCUGCGCUGCCGCCCGGCCCAGACGGAGGUCGCUGCUGCAGGCGCCGGUCUGGGGCGACCCUCCCACCCGGAAAACUGUGCCGCGUCCGCGGGCCGUCGCGGGAACACGCGGCACGUGGCUGAAGACCCCGGGCGCCCCUCCCCCGCUGCGGGCGCUGGGACCCCUCCAGCUUUCCUCCCCCGCAACCGUUGCUAAGGGGCGUGGCUCAGCCCCGCUGGGCGGAGAGUCCCAAGCUUAUGAAUAUUUGGGCAUUCAAAUGAUGCCCCGCCCACGUUGCCAUGGCACCCGGGACCGCAUCCCCGCGGCCGGAAGAACAGCCCUGCGUCCGAGAGAGCGCCGAGCGGCGGCGCAGCCCCCAGGGCCGGACCCGGGUGGACCCCGGGCCGCACCUGUAGCUUCCUUUGGCCCCCAUGCAUGGGCCACUUUCGAGACCAGGCCACUGAGGCACAGGUCUCCAGUGGCUUGUCCAGGGGCCAUCACUCCCCACCACUGCCUCCUCCGUCAAACCCAGCUGACGCUGCCCUGGUCCGGCGAGGCCCGAACGCUCUAAGUGGUGACAUGUGCAUCUGCUGCAUUCUAGGGUGCCUUCAGCAGGGAUCAUGAUGCCAGGGUCCAGGGCCAGGUGCAAACAUCUUUGUCUUUAAGGACCAACACCAGGUACCAGUUGGGGACACAUGCCGCCUCUUUGCCCAGAUGUUUGACCCACAGCAGGAGAAGGCAGCUGCCUGCAGGUUAGUCGUGAAUGGACCCAGCCUGGGACAGACCCCGGGGGCCUCGGCCAAGCACGGCCAGCAUCCGGGUACGGGAGCUGAGCUGGCAGGGCCUGCGCAACCCCUGCCCGAAAAGCAAGGGCCCGGGCAGCCGCAGGGACGGCUGCAGAGGGCAGCUGGUGGAGCAGCGCCUGUCCCCUGCCCGGCUGCAGGCCCUGGCCGGGGUGGACGACCUGCAGCUGGUGCGGGUGCUGGAGAUGAGCGUGGACACCCGUGAGGGCAGCCUGGGGAACUUCGGGGUGCACCUGCCCAACCUGGACCAGCUGAAGCUGAACGGCAGCCGCCUGGGCUCCCUCAGAGACCUGGGCACCUCCCUGGGCCGCCUGCAGGUGCUGUGGCUGGCCCGCUGCGGCCUGAAUGACCUGGACGGCAUCGGCUCCUUCCCGGCACUGAAGGAACUGUACGUCUCCUACAACAACAUCUCCGACCUAAGCCCGCUGUGCCUGCUGGAGCAGCUGGAGGUGCUGGACCUGGAGGGCAACAGCGUGGAGGACCUGGAGCAGGUGCGCUACCUGCAGCUGUGCCCUCGGCUGGCCACGCUCACCCUGGAGGGGAACCUGGUGUGCCUGCGGCCGGCCCCUGAUCCCUCCAACAAGGUGCCCAGGGACUAUAACUACAGGGCAGAGGUGAAGAAGCUUGUGCCCCAGCUGCAGGUGCUGGACGAGGUGCCAGCCACGCGCCCGGGCCCGCCCGCCGCCCUGACGCUGACCCAGGACUGGCUCGUGGUGAAGGAGGCCAUCCAGAAGGGCAGCGUCCUCCCCUGGCUGGAUUGUCUCCAGGGAGCCCCCUUGCAGAGAUUCAACCCGGAGCUGUCCCUGCCUGAGACCCAGCCCCGGGCCCCCAGGUCCUGGUCCUUCUCCCUGCUGGUCCCCGGGGGCCCCCUGCCUCAAGACCUGCUUCCUGAGGACCCGGCCCAGGCAGACAACGCCAGCAAUCUCACUCACGGUGCUGGCCAAGUCCUCUGCGGGAACCCCACCAAAGGCCUGCGGGAGCGCAGGCACCAGUGCCAGGCCUGGGUGCCGCCGGAGCAGCUGCCCGCACGCAGGCCAGGAGAUCUGGCCACCAGCACCUCCACCUUAGGGCCUGACCCUGCAGACAGCUGUGACCUUCUGGACUUGGGCAGGCAUAGGGCCCGGCGGGAGCCAGGCCUAGGGCACCUGGGGUCCCAGCAGGAAGGGGCCCCAGCCCCCCGGGGCCCAGGAAGGGCCCCUGAAGAGCAAGAUGACCAGGCUGAGCCCAAGACUCCCUGCAGCCCCCAGAGCCCGGCCUCAGAGCCUUCCAGGACCUUAAGCUUCCACCUGACUCCUUCUCCGCCCAAAUGCCCAAUGCCACCUGACUCAGGUAGCAGCUCCCCCUGGAGGUCUGCAGACCUGUUCAGGGGGCGUCAGCUCAGAGCCCUAGACAGCCUGGGGCCUGGCCGGGGUGAGGGGCCUGGCCUGGGCCGUGGGGUGGCUGCAGUGACUGCCCUGAGAGCCCUGGAGGUGGCCUCGGGCCUGAGCGCUGGAGCCCAGGGAUGUCCAGGCCCGAAGCCAGCACCGGAUCCUGCGGCAAGACCCCCAGGCCUCCAGUGCCGGCGGCACCUGAACCCUAUGGCUCAAUCCCACCCUUAAUGUGCACCCCGCCCUCACUGCCAAGCUUGCCUGGACUGGGGCCAAGGAGCCCCCCAUGUGGUCCUGUGGCCCCACAGGGACUCUGGCCCCACAGACCAGAGCAUCUGGGCUGCUGUGUUGGGGGGUGGGGGAUGAGCCUGGGCCAGGCCCCGGAGAGGCCCCCAGGGGAGUGGGGUCUUGGGAGCAGCCAGGGGACCACAGAGGCCAGAGCCCAGGUUAGGGCCCAGGCUUGGCUUUAGCCUGGGCAGGGAGGGUCCAAUCCCCACCCUUCCAUGGGGCCAAGAGUUCCCAAGAGGACUGGCCAGGGGCCAGGCCUGAGACCUCCCCUGCUGGGGCUGGGGCUGGGCCAGGGCCAGGGCCCGGGUGGCAGAGCUGGGGCUGGGAGUCCAUCCUCUGCUCAAGCGCCCUCGGGUUGCCCCUGGGUCCGAGGUGCCUGCCUGAGGCCGCCCGGGGAACAGCCAGGACUUGGUCCUCGGGGGACUUGUGGGGUUCCCAUGCAGGAAUGGGGCGGCCAGAAACCAAGCGAAUCAUUUCCGACUCUCAGGUGUGCUCAAGUGCUGUUUACUUUGUGGGUGACGUUGGUUCAAUAAAGCUUGCAGCUAGCGCUGCCCGCCCA